Messenger RNA from Cotesia glomerata, 920 nucleotides. RefSeq lists its product as uncharacterized. Bases 104 to 874 code for a protein of 256 amino acids. NCBI's taxonomy places the organism in Eukaryota, Metazoa, Arthropoda, Insecta, Hymenoptera, Braconidae. The transcript is spliced from 4 exons. The record is from RefSeq and is a predicted model, not a curated record.
UUUUCAGUGAUUUUUAUUUUUUAGGUUUGAAUUUCGCGCGAAUUCUAAAAUCAGCGCUUAGUUAAAAUUUUUAUUUUUUUAUUUACAACUUUUAUUGACAGCUAUGGAGAUCAAAAAUGUGUCAAGAAGAGAUGGGAAAGAAACUUUUAAAGCUGCAAACCCAAAUUUGAUUAAAAAAAUACAUAAUUUAAGAAACACGGUGUCUUCCUUGGAGACAAACUUCCAAGCUGCAAAUCAUUGGGAUAAAUUACAGCUGUCAAGGUUCAAGAAUAUUGAACUUUCUAAAGAGAGAUUGGAGGAAGAUUUAAAAGAAUCGGAAAAACGAAACUCUAAUAUGCUUAAUUUAUUCCGGUACAAUGCGGACUUGCCGCAGGGCUUGAAAACUCAAGUUGAAAAAAAAUGGAAUCAAAAAUAUGACGCAUUGUUGAAAUUAAAUGACCAUUUAAAAAGACAAAUACGAGAAAAAGAUUCGCUUUUGCAGAACAAAGAUGACCAGAUUGCUGUAUUGCAACAAAAACUCCUUGAUAUUGGAGAAAAAUUAAGCGAACGCGAAGAACUGAUAAAAACCAUCAGCAAUAAAUACAUAAAGCUCAAAAAGCGUAAAACUGUUCAAGAGACUCUCUUCAAGGAAUCCAUCGAAACUCUUUUACGUGACGCUCUAUUAGAAGAAAAUCAUAAUAAUACGCCAACUACGUCGCGAAUGUCUUUGAAACCAACCAAAGAAGCUCUGUUGGCUUACGAAACUAAAAGAAGCAAUCGAUUGUCUCGGGAAAAUUAUCUUCUGCGUACUAUUUUGCAAAAAAUAAAGGUCAACUGUCAUUGUCAUGAAAAUUCUGAUUCUAGUGCCAGCGAUUCGCUUGGAGCAAACAAUUGAACACUUUGAUUAUCAAUUUUAUCCAAUUAAACAUAGUUAUAUCUUU